AUGCCCAAAAGGAGGAAUAUCUGCGACACGAAGACGCAUUCCGACGCCGAGAGGAAGCCCUUCGCAAAAAAGACGGCAGCAGAUGAACGCAAACAGAUCGAACAGAAGGAACUUGACAUAGAACGUCUAAGCAAGCAAAGACAAAUGAAGAUCGCUGAUGUCUUUCCGCGCAGUGCUAAUAGCUUAGAACGCGACUUGCAGCGCAACAAGGUUUGCCAAGAGUUUCUUACCGAAGUCUGCGUACACCUCACCGAAGACUAUCAUGAGAUUCAGGACCUUUUGAACCGUCAUAAGACGCUUAGAGGAGCUAAUGACGAUCUCUCAAAGCGACAAAAAGACUAUGAAGAUUUAUCAGAAAAAAAAAAGGAUGAUUUCAUUAAGUACAUGAAAGAACGAGCGAAUGAAAUUCUGAAUGCAAACAACGAAAUUGCGUUUUUACAGGAUAAACUCGAAGCGACGGAGUCGACAACAUAUCGUCUCCAAAAUGAAGUUGAUUCGACGAUAAGAGGCAUGUCUGACAAGACUCUUGAGCUCUGUCAGAUCCUAAGCGCAGUCGACAAUCUCCUCGAGCGUUUUGUUAGACACAUGCACUCACACAAACAGAAACGUGAUGUUCCGUCCGAGAAAAAAGCUGCUGGUAAACCAGUGGCAAAAUCCCCCGAGGAUUUGGAGUGCGGAGUGCUGCGUCUAUUCCUACUCGAGGGGAAACGCGCCAUGGACCGACUCGACGAGAUUUGUGCGUACAUGACUGACUACAACGAUAUUUGUGCUGAAUAUGACAAAUGGAGCUCCAAGGGGACGCGUAAACUAGGGGAGCGGCGUGGCGCCCGACGGCGAAUGGCAAUUCCCGCCGCGGCUACACACCCUCCCCGGCGCGCGUCGAAACGUGAGAUCUCCGCAACCAAAGCACCGCAGAGGUCCGGAGCAACGCACGCAGAGCGCCGACGGGCGCGACGACCUUCUUCUGUGACUUCCUCGACGUCGGCUCUCUCGAGAGAGUCUUAUUGUCCGGCCAAUGGGAACCCAGCUUUGCUUACUGCGGCGCCUCCCAGGCGCGCCCAAACGCGGUCCCAGCCCCAGGAUUUAGGACAGGAUCCCCGUCAGUUACCGCCGCCGAGUAGGGACCCAAAGUUGCGCUCCGACCGGGGUCGCGGAAGUCGGAAUUAUUUCCCGUCACCACGCCCGUGGCGCCUCGCAGACGGACCUUAG
Messenger RNA from Aureococcus anophagefferens, 1209 nucleotides. RefSeq lists its product as hypothetical. The record is from RefSeq and is a predicted model, not a curated record. The coding region runs from base 1 to 1209 and encodes 402 amino acids. NCBI's taxonomy places the organism in Eukaryota, Pelagophyceae, Pelagomonadales, Pelagomonadaceae. The transcript has 6 exons.